Pieris brassicae (large cabbage white) is the source of this 971-nucleotide messenger RNA. It is a transcript of the gene Nacalpha, whose product is annotated as nascent polypeptide-associated complex subunit alpha. Gene Ontology annotation, cellular component: nascent polypeptide-associated complex; cytoplasm. The transcript is spliced from 6 exons. NCBI's taxonomy places the organism in Eukaryota, Metazoa, Arthropoda, Insecta, Lepidoptera, Pieridae. The record is from RefSeq and is a predicted model, not a curated record. Gene Ontology annotation, biological process: protein targeting to membrane. The coding region runs from base 147 to 782 and encodes 211 amino acids.
UAAUUGUUAAGUUCUUUUAGCGAGUUUUAGUUUUCUAGAAGGUAAAUAAUCCGUUAAAAUCUAUUUUAUAGUGUUAAAAUUGUGAGGAUAAACAACGUAAUUGUGAUCUUUAAUGAUUUUGUGACUGUGAACCAAAAGCAGAAAAAAUGCCUGAACUAACAGAAUUAGACAAAGCUACAGCUUCCAUGACUGAGAAGAGGAAGGAAGAGACAGCCUCUUCAGACAGUGAUUCUGAUGAUUCCAUUCCAGAAUUGGAAGAUGCAGGUGCACCAGGAGCUGGAGGCAUCACUAACCCCAUUGCAGGCAUUGAUAUUGUCUCUAAAGCAAAGCAAACUCGUGGGGAAAAGAAAGCUAGAAAGAUUAUGAGCAAGUUGGGACUCAAGCCUGUACAAGGAGUAAACAGAGUAACAAUAAGGAAGUCCAAGAACAUUCUUUUUGUUAUCAACUCACCAGAUGUAUACAAAAACCCUCACUCUGACACAUACAUAGUAUUUGGAGAGGCCAAGAUUGAAGAUCUUUCACAACAGGCAACUAUGGCUGCUGCUGAACGCUUUAAGGCACCUGAAACUACAACAGCUGGAAAUGAUACUGCUACUGCUGGAACGACGGUUGCACCAAUAGCUGAAGAAGAAGAUGAAGAUGGUGUAGAUGAAACUGGUGUCGAUGAGAAGGAUGUAGAAAUAGUCAUGUCCCAAGCCAAUGUGUCUCGAGCUAAAGCAGUUCGGGCACUUCGGAACAAUCAAUCAGAUAUUGUCAAUGCUAUUAUGGAGCUGACAAUGUAAGAGGGAUAGUCACAAGGUUACUUUAUGUUCCUAGUUUUAAGUCUUACAAUGAUUAAUGCUAAAUUUAAAGUGUCUAAAUCUGAAACCACAUCCAAAAAUAUAUUAUAAACAGUUAAUAUCCAAAAUGUUUUGGAUAGGUCAUGGGAAUGUAAAUAGCAUUCAAAAUAAAUAAUAUGUACUAUAAUAUUA